This is a messenger RNA of Diaporthe amygdali, 3762 nucleotides long. RefSeq lists its product as uncharacterized. The coding region runs from base 1 to 3762 and encodes 1253 amino acids. Gene Ontology annotation, molecular function: zinc ion binding; DNA-binding transcription factor activity, RNA polymerase II-specific; DNA binding. The transcript has 3 exons. Lineage: Eukaryota; Fungi; Ascomycota; Sordariomycetes; Diaporthales; Diaporthaceae. The record is from RefSeq and is a predicted model, not a curated record. Gene Ontology annotation, biological process: DNA-templated transcription; regulation of DNA-templated transcription.
AUGCUGCCUCCGCACUCCAAGGCCAAUCCCCUCCCGUCCGACGUCGAAACCGACAUGGAUAACCAUGGACCAAAUCAACACCUCCUUGACGGCUUGAACUUUGCCACAUCAUCUCACAUAUCGUUAUCGCUCGUCUCGCUGAAUACUCUGCUUGGGCUCCUGCUUGGGCUACAACUGCAGCUUCAGCUUCAGCUCCAGCUUCCAGCUCUGUGCUUCACUGCUCUGCUGCGGUCUCCUGGGGUCUGGCCAGGUCUCUGCCGCCUGACUCGCCCGCCCGCCUGGCUCGCCUGCUUGCCGAUCCAUCUAUUAAACCCCCCGAAUGUUGGAGCUGCUCCGGGGCCCCGCAUCCACCAAGCCCACCAGGGACCUCCAAGCAGCCCAACAAGCAUCUGCCGGUCCCCGAACCUGGGGCGCCAGUGCUCCGUCAUUGCUCGCGCCCUCCUUUCCUCCCAUCUGCGUCUCGCUCCGUUGCAGUCAUCCGCUCCGCGGCCAGGCAGGACCCACGUCUCGCACGCGCUCUGCAACGAUCAGCUACCUGCUAGACUACCUGUUCGCGUAUGGUCAAGCAACUCCCAUGCCGCCGUCAUCACCUCUGUGAUGGCGACUCCGUCGACCGGCGCCAUACCGCCCCCGAAACAGAUCCGUUUCGUCAAUAAUCAGGGCCAGCCCCCCUCCAAGAGACGACGCGUGAAUGCAGCAUGCCUGACCUGCCGGAAGCGAAAGACGCGGUGCGACGGAGAGAAACCGACUUGCUCGACUUGCGACAAGAAUGGCCACCAGUGUCUUGGAUACCCCGAACAGAACGACAAAAUCAGGAUAGACUCUGCAAUUUCCCCUGUCAAGGUCGAAGGAGGAAUCGAUAAUUCACCUGUCGAGCUCGAGGACGAUGACCCACCCACAGAUGUGCUCGACGGCAAAGAACACGAUCGCCGCGCCUCCAAGUCCCGAAAUGGCUCCAGUCGCCACUCGCAAGUCGCGCAUGAAUACGGGACUCCCAACAAGAAACGGAGCGAUUCAUCUUCAACGUCAAGUGUUGGCACUGCCGCGAAACUCAGGAAGGAAAGCAAGGACUGGGACAAGGAACCGUCAAAACCACAGACACCAGAAAAAUCAGGAAAGAGGCACUCGUUUCAGCGGACUGUCUCCUUCUCCGACGAUGGCCACAGUCCGAGCACCCGAUCACCUGUUCAGCACCACCACGAGACUCACAAGGUCCCCUACUUUCGCUACUUCGGGCCGACCGCAAUCGUACCGGGCUACAAGCAGAUGGUGGUCAACGUUCACCAUUAUCAUCGACGCAGGAGCAGAGGGGGCUCUGCCUCAGUCACCUCCCCAGGGUCCGGCUCCAUGUUAAGCCACCACAGCCUACCGUCACACGCCGACACUGUCCUGCAGGCAAUGGAAGAAGUGCCCGUGUACGACCCCAAUGACACCAGCCCGGUGCACCCUACAAUAAUUAAUCUCAUCAAGAUCUUCUUCGUGCAUCUCGGCUGCAGCUACCCGUUCCUUCACGAAGCAAGGGUCCUGCGCAUGGUCAAGGAGAAGAGGCUGGACGCCAUCCUAGUGGACGCAAUAUGUGCCUUGGCGGCCAGGUUCUCAAACAUUGAUUCUUUGGCUGCUGUCGGAGAGGGUUCCAAGUCGGACUAUGGCAAUGCGUUCGCACAAAGAGCAAGAACUGCGACGGUCGACGCAUUCCCAUGUCCCUCAGUCGGAGCUGUCCAAGCAUAUCUGCUCAUGGCUUAUGAGGGCUUUGGUGCAGGCCAAGAUAGUACUCUUUGGAUGUAUCUCGGUCUUGCAAUCCGCAUGGCGUUUGACCUUGGCCUUCAGAAAAACGAAGGCGUCCAGUUUCAAGGGGACAAAGACCCGUGGUACACCCGGUCCUGGAACCAUGCAGAUGGUGAUGAGGAGGAUACCAAUACUGCAAUACCAAAGAGCGAGACGUUAAGGCCGGAAGAGCAACAGGAAAUCGUUCAGGAACGUGUCGAUACUGCCUGGGCUGUUUAUAUCUUGGAUCGAAUCAUAUCCUCCGGGACUGGUCGGACCGUCACCAUAAAGGACGAAGAGUUUGAACUGCCGACUCCAGAACCAAGUAUCGAUCCAGUCUCAGGCUGGCCAAUCGCUUAUCCUGCCUUCAUCCAGAUCACUCAAUUUUAUGGUCGUGUAUCCGACGUGUUGAACAAGAUCAACAAAGUGCAGGAUCUCACAGAAGAAAAGAUGGCUAUACUGGCCAAGAUUGAGAGCGACCUGACGAGGCUCUACCACAAGCAAGACCCCCGACUGCAUUUCAAUCCAUUACACUUCCAGAAUUACGUCAAGCAUGGACAGGGGACGACGUUCAUACUCUUGCAUGUCUGGUUUCACGCCUUGAUCAUCGUCCUGCACCAGCCGCUCUUGACGUCUUUCGGUAUCAGGCAGCCUCAAUUGACAUCCCAUAGUCGGGAGCUAGCCAUGUCGAGUGCCAAAACAAUCGCCGACAUACUGGCCUUGGCUGAGCUCAUUGACCCAAAAAGCUACAUCGGCAACCCGUUCAUAUCGCAGCCUAUGUACAUUGCUGCAUGCGCCUUUUUGACCGAGUCGGCCGCGGUAAACUCGCAGCCCGUCUCGCGAGAUGCCUCGCCACCGACUGGGAACACAAAUUCAAACGGUGGCUCAGCAAAAGCAGCCAACAGGAAAACGAAGUCGAGCACCGAGUCAAGACCGUCGAAACAUUCAUUGUUGGCUGAUGCGGCGAACCAGAAUUAUCAGAGAUGCUACAAGUCCUUGCAACAACUCAUCAUGUACUGGGGUGGUGUCAACUACAUUCUGGUCGCAUUAGAACACAGGUCGAAGGGCAUCUGGGACUGCGAGACCUAUACCGCCGAAGAGUACGAGAGCACGAAGUUGCCUCGCCGCCCUACUUCAUUAAGUCGAUUCGCGCGACUCGAUAACCCAUCCUCGCCCCAGCCAAGCGCGCCUCCCAUUGCUUGGUCACUCACGGGAACGACAAAUUCACCAAAUUCGAGCCUCACACUUUUAUAUCAGAACAUGAAUGCGGGAGGCUCACAAACAAAUCAAGGUCCUACCCAUCAAACUCCACAACCUGCGCCUGCGUCCGCCCCAACACCGCCCGGAAACAUGAUUUACGAUCCCAUCCGCCAGAGUCUUCCAGAGACCCCGACAGCAUUCUCAUCGGCUUUCCCACAACAAAAUGUGUCUGCUGUGCGAUACUCCGCAAAUCAUUCGGCCGCACAUCGUAUAACACCGUCUCUGCCCACGAGCCUUGGAUCAGAUGCCAGAUCUGGGUUGACGCCUGAGGUCGGACCCAAUACACCAUCGAGCGACGCCAGGCUUCAAGUUUUGUCUGGAAUUGCGAGCAGCGGCCCAGUCCUCCCACCACUAUCGACGCACCCCUUCACACCGUCGUCCAACUAUGAGCCCUCUAUCCUCCAAGGUGCUUCACCUCCCAACUCUCUCAACGAUCCGAACUCUGUCCAACAACAGCGCAUCCAUCAACUGAAUCAGUCCGCCGCGAACCAUACACCUACUGACGUGGUGGGGAAUUAUGCUCAUGAUUUCGCGCAGAACGGCCUGGCAUCGGGCUCAUACUCUUAUUUCGGCGGUGGGCCAAUGGCUGAUGCCAUUACGGUGGAGGAAAUCAAUAUCGGAUCACUUGGACUGCCGAAUGAUAUGAUGCCACCUUGGGACUUCUUUCCUGGUGACUUCACUGGCCUCUUUGAUGCGAACCACCUCGCGGGAGACCCCGAAAAUCACGGGCACAUGUGA